Messenger RNA from Cryptomeria japonica (Japanese cedar), 612 nucleotides. RefSeq names its product F-box/kelch-repeat protein SKIP30. NCBI's taxonomy places the organism in Eukaryota, Viridiplantae, Streptophyta, Pinopsida, Cupressales, Cupressaceae. Bases 1 to 612 code for a protein of 203 amino acids. Gene Ontology annotation, molecular function: protein binding. The transcript has a single exon. The record is from RefSeq and is a predicted model, not a curated record.
AUGCUCUCGCCGCGGGCUCAUUUCGUCAGCGGCGUCAUCGGCGAUAAGCUGUAUAUCGCCGGCGGGGGCGACGGGAAACAGCCCAGGUCCGCUGAGGCGGAAUUCUUCGACCCUGUGGAGAACAAGUGGUUUCCGGUGGCUUCUCUGGAGACGGGGAUAUCGUUCUGCCUGGGAGUUUCCAUGGCCGGAAAGCUGUUUGUUCAGGCCAGAGGCGGCGUGUCUCGGGAAACCAUGGUUUUCUUGCCGGAUUUUGGGAUGUGGAGUGCACUCCGGUCGAAUAUGCUGGCGUGGCCUCACAGACCGCAUGCUGUUGUGAAUGAUGAGUUGCUGUACAGGUCGGAUUUUAAGGAUGGGAAGCAUGAAUUGAUGGUCUAUGACGGUCAGAUUGACGGCUGGAAAAGCGUCGGGAUAAUCGACAACGGGCCUAACAGAAGAAUCUGCGAGAUUGUUGGAGUGGGUGGGGAGGUUUGGGGUAUUGCAGAGGAUUUUAGUGUUGGGUCGUUAAAACUUGAGGUGGGCAGUGGGAGUUCACCUAAGCUUAAGUUUGUUCGUUACGUAGGAGGCGCAGAGAGCUCCGAGAGACUCAUCUGCUGCCGUGUACUGGUUCGAUAA